GGGGGGGGGGGGGGGGUGCAUACGCAGCGGCGCAGGCUAGUGGAGCCGUGGUUCAGAGCAUGUCAGACGCGGCGGUGGCCGCACUGUCGCAGUCGACCAAUUGGGUCGAGAAGCGCACAGCCGACGACGUUCCGUACUACUUCGAGCCAUCCAGCGAGACUGUCACGUGGGAAAAGCCAGACUGCCUCAAGUCGCCGGAGGAGCUCCAGAGCAACAGCGGCCCAUGGGCGUGGGUGAGUGAUGAGAAGGACGGCUGGGUGCCCGCGCGCAUCCUCAAGGAGUCGGGAGAUUCCGCCAACGUCCAGCUGCAGAACGGGUCUAAGAAGACGGUGAAGCGGUCGGCCAAGGAACCGCUUUGGCCCUUGAACCACUCGUCCCUGUCUAGGGUAGAGGAUGACCUCGUCAUGGUGGACGCGAUCAACCAGGGACUCAUGGUCCACAACCUCCGGGAGAGGUACCGCAGGGACCUGAUUUACACGUGGGUGGGGGCCAACCACUCGGUGCUGGUGUCCAUCAACCCGUUCAAGAUGCUGCCGAUCUACUCGCCGGCCACGAUCGAGGAGUACGCCAAGCCGUCGGCGUACCGGCUGGACCCUCCGCACACCUUCGCGAUCGCGAACUCGGCCUUCAUGAAGCUCACCCAGGAGAACGUCUCGCAGGCCAUCCUCAUCUCCGGCGAAUCCGGCGCGGGAAAGACGGAAGCCACGAAGCAGUGCUUCAACUUCUUGGCUGAGGUGGCGGGUUCCCAGAACGCGGUCGAGCAACGCAUCCUUCACGCCAACCCCGUGCUUGAGUCCUUCGGUAAUGCCAAGACCCUCAGGAACAACAACUCCUCCCGCUUCGGCCGGUGGACGGAGGUGCACUUCGACCCCAAGGGACAGGCGAGUUCACGUCUUGUGUGCGGGGCGAGGAUCGAGAACUACCUCCUCGAGAAACAGAGGGUCGUGGCCCAGGCGAAGGGAGAGCGAAACUUCCACAUAUUCUACCAGCUGUGCAUGAGCGAGAUCGCCGCGCACCUUGAGCUGGGGGCCCCGGAGCACUUCCGUUACCUCCGAGAGAGCGGCUGCGUGUCCGUGCCGGGGAUAAACGACCAGAAGGACUUUGUUGAGGUCGAAGAGGCGUUUACGAAGCUCGGGUUUGGGUUCGAGGAGAAGUGCUGGUGCUACGAGACCUGCGCGGCGGUGCUGCACCUGGGAAACAUCAGCUUCUCGGCCAACGGAGAAGGUUCGCAGGUGGAUCAGGCAGGUGCUCAGGCACUCCACUCCGCGGCGAGAUACCUUCGAGUCGACCCCGGGGCCUUGUCCCAGGCCCUCACCACAAGGGCCAUCAACAUCAGAGGGGAGAUCACGCUCGCUCUCAACCGGCCAGACAUGGCAUACAGCGCUGCGGACGCACUUGCGUCGGCCAUGUACGACAGCAUGUUCGACUGGCUCGUUGGGCGGGUGAACUUUGCGGUGCAGGGGGAGCACUCAAACAAGUUCAUCGGCGUGCUCGACAUCUUCGGUUUCGAGAUCUUCGUCAAGAACCACUUCGAGCAGCUGUGCAUCAACUACACCAACGAGAAGCUGCAGCAGCACUUCAACAAGCACACGUUCCAAGAAGAAGAGACGGUCUACUCGAACGAACAGAUCCGGUUCGAGCACAUCCACUUCAUCGACAACCAGCCGGUAGUCGACCUCAUCGAGAAAAGGCCAUACGGGCUGAUGCCCCUGCUCGAUGAGGAGGUCAAGAUCCCCAAGGGCUCCGACGGCGGCUGGCUCUCUAAGUGCAAGACCCACAACGCGCAGCACCCGUGCCUGCGGCCGGCGGGGUCCAACCCCAACCGCUUCGUGGUUGUGCAUUACGCCGGCGAGGUUCCGUACGAGAUCGGCGGGUUCGUGACCACCAACAAGGACGACCUGUUUAGGGACCUUUACGAUCUGGUGUCCGGGGCGCAGAGCGACGUCACGCGGUCCCUUUUCCCGCCCAAGGACAACAACCCGCGGCGUUUAACGACGCUGGGUUUCAAGUUCCGCAAGGCUCUGCUGGAUCUGAUGGAGCUCGUGGACACGUGCGAGCCGUGGUACAUCCGGUGCAUCAAGCCCAACGAUCAAAAGGCGGCCAACACAUUCAACUCAAAGAUGUGCAUCGAGCAGCUGACCUACGCAGGAGUGUUCGAGGCGGUGCAGAUCCGCAAGUCGGGGUUUCCGUUUCGGCUGCCCCACCAGCGUUUCGCGAACCGUUACCGCUGCUUGGCGUACAAGGAGACGGGCUGGGUUUCGCUGGGGACGCGGGAGCGGGACUACAAGGGCAUGUGCUCCGCGCUGUUGCGCUGCGUGAACCAGGAUUUCUCUCGGGUCCAGCUGGGCAACACGAUGGUCCUCUACAGGGCGGAGGAGCACCGCGUCCUCGAACUUCUCAGAAACCUGUGUCUCGAGAGAGUAUUGCCCGUGGCCCAAAGGAUGGCUCGGAUCCGAAUCGGCCGCACCUUCCGACGGUGCAUGGCGAACGCGAGGGCCAUCUGCGCGCAGGCGCUACGCACCUGCGCGGGAGAUGCGGCGGGAUUAGACGCCGCCAUCGCGAGGGCGGAGCAGGCGACGGCCAACGUUCGGGCGGUGUUUGCGUGGGAGCCUCCGGAGAUGCGGAGGUGCCGAGACCUCCGCUUCGCGCUGCAGGAGCGGCUGGAGUUGGAGUCCCUCCUCCAGUCCCUCGUGGCGCAAGAUCCGACGUCGUGCUACGCGCCGCUGCGCGCGGCCGUGCUGCGGUGCAACAAGAUCAGAGAUAUUCCGGGCACGCACCAGCAAAUGGCUUUGGAAAACCAGGCCCGUGCUCACCUUAUGCAGGCUGCGGCGGCCAGGCUAGACCCCAUCGCCACCGAGGCGUUGGCAAUCCUCGAGAAGAAACUCAUGGAGGACGUCAGCAACGACGCUGCUGAGGUGGAGUACGUGUCGACGGACAUCGAGGAGAUCCGUAAGGUGCUCAGCUUGCCGGAGGAAGAGUUCGUCAAACGACAGGUUGAAGUGGCGAAGGAGCUGAACGACCCGGAGCGGGUGAUCAACCGAGAGAUCAAGCUGAAGGAGCUCUACCUCGACGCGAACGGCCAGAACUUCGCGCUGUCCAAGCUCCCCGUGCUGAGAGCGCCGGAAGAGUGGGCCGCCAUGAAGAGCUUCACGGGGAAGGCCAAGAAGGCGGAGCUGGCGAGCUCUUUCCUGGAGUGGACGUCCGAUCCUAUCCACAAGUCCCUCACCGAUGUGUCGGGCCUCAAGGGGGAGGCCAAGAAGCAGUUCAAGAACAUGCUGGGCUACUGCGGGGACCGCAAGUACCAGUACCCGGACCCUCUCAUCAGAGACAUCGUGGCGAAGGGGUUGGAAAUGACAGAGCUACGAGGGGAGCUUUACGUGCAGGCGAUGAAGCAGCUGACGAAGAACGCCAACCCAGCCUCCGUGCAGCGGUAUUGGGAGGUGGUGACGAUGCUUCUCACGUGCUUCCCCCCACCCAAGGACAUGGAAAACUACGUGCACUACUUCGUGCGGUGCAACGCGCCAGAAGACACUCGCGAGAAGUUCAAGCUGGCCGUGCACAUGUCCGUGUACGACGGUGUUAAGGAAACAGCCCCGAGCGUGAAGGAAAUCCCCCCGCUGCUGUCCGGCUUCUUCGAAAGGGAGAUCAGCGCCAGGUACAACAUUGAGGAAGACGUGGUCAGCGUCAAGCCGACGCGGCCCCCGCCGUCGCGCCCGGGCUGGGCCGCCGCCGCUGCCUCGGCCGCCGCUGCCUCGGCAUCCGCCGCCCCCGCCCCCGCCACCGCUGGGAGUUCCAACGGAGGCUACGGCGGCUACGGCGGCUACUCGGCACCGCCGGCUGCUAACAGCACAGCGGCGGCGGGAGGUUACGGGGGAUACUCCGCCCCCGCGGCGCCGACGCCAUCAGCAGCUGCCGGGGGGUACGGGGGUGGGGGGUACGGGCAGCAGGCGGCGAUAACGAACGGCGGCGGGGCGGACCCCGCGAUGCCGGCCAUGCCGUCGAUGGCGGCGCCGCCGCUGCCGCCGAAGCCCAAGCCUUCCGAACCGCAAGCCAGGGUUUUGUACGACUAUGAUCCGGCGGGGCAGGAGGGGAUGGUUGCCGUUUCCGCAGGCCAGGUGGUCGGGGUAACCAACCGGGAUAACCCAGACUGGUGGAUGGCGUCAUUGGACGGCGGCGUUGAAGGAUGGGUGCCCGCGAACUACCUCGAGAUGCAAUGAUGACACGGUGCAACAAACGGAGGAGCGAUUCUCGCCUGCACGGGGUGCAAAUGGGACUUCAACGAACCAUAGUUGCUUCUUAUGUGGUUCCAGCUAUUAUUUGGACCGCGAGGCAUGUUUUUGUCUGUCGGGGGGGGGUAGGGUUGCGGUCCUUGUGAUUAGGGGGGCGGGGGGGGCAGUGUGACGGAAGCGGGGUAGAUCCGUAUUCUUUUGUUCCCUGGCAACGUUCGCCGCUGCGGAAUGGUGCUGUUCGGCUGUACCGGAGUGUAGAGUACCCGUGAUUGUUACACGUACGUACCCGCGUCAGGAUUGGUGGCAACGCUGUCGUCUCUUCUGCGUAAUGCCUGCUGUACACUCGGGUUUGUAGCCGUGGUUCGAAAGAUUGUUUCCAUUUGUGUCAGGCAUGCCUAGCCACAAAACCAUACCGCAUACCCAGCGGGUUUGUUUCAAAGAUUUACCGCAGCUCUUGUCGGUAUUGUGGUUUGUUGUUUUUUGUUUCGCUCAUUCUUGUGGUUGUUUUGCCGUGUGCUUGGUUUCAUUUUUGCCCGCUCUUCCCGGCGGUCAUGAGCUACCUACCGUGCGCGCGUGCGUGCUUGCUCAGCAAGCUGCUUUUGUCUCCGUCGUUUUUGUAGUCUCGCCGGAUUCCGGUGUGUGGUGCUCUCUCCUUUGUGGUUUUGUUUCGGUUGUACUGUUGUUGUGGAGCGUGCGGAAACGCACCUAAUUGUGGUUCUGUUUCAAUAUGUGGUCGAAAUCCCUUCUUUAAUCCUUGUUGUUCUCUUUCCCCCACAGGGUAAUGUGUGAAAAAUGCCUGGCUGGGCAUGUUUCAUCCCCUUCAUCUUGGUUACACUGACAG
Molecule: messenger RNA, 5070 nt
Organism: Ectocarpus sp. CCAP 1310/34
Lineage: Eukaryota; Phaeophyceae; Ectocarpales; Ectocarpaceae
Source: the annotation of a GenBank genome assembly